AUGUCCAAGCUCAUCAUCCGUCUUGGACUUGGUUUCUUCCUGACACUUGCGCCGUUGGCGACGUCGGAGAUCUCACCGGUUGUGUUUCGUGGUAUCGCUACUGCAGGCGUCAACCUUGGAAUUACAAUUGGACAGUUGGUGUCGAAUGGUGUGAUCAAGGCCUUUGGCGAGAGGACGGAUCAUUGGGCUUGGAGGGGUGCGCUGGCUACGCAGAGCAUCUUUAUUAAUAUCCUUGCUGCUGCGAAGAAAUCCCUCAUUCAACUCUACGGAACUGGUGUCGACAUUGACGCCAAGCUGGCUACUAUUAAGGAGACCAUCGCCGAGGAACAAGCUGCUUCUACUGAGGAAGCAUCAUGGAUUCAGUGCUUCAAGGGAACGGAUCUUAUCCGAACCAUGAUCAGCAUGGGCGUCUUUGUCUGCCAACACUUUGUCGGUAUUAUUUUCGUUCUCGGAUACUCAACCUAUUUCUUUCAACUCGCCGGUCUUGAGACCUCUCGCAGCUUCGAUCUCGGCGUCGGCGUUACAGCAUGCGGUGUUCUCGGUAACAUAUGCAGUUGGUUCGUCGUCAACUCCUUCGGUCGUCGCAAGGUCUUCCUCUCCGGCAUGGGAGCCCUCACUGUCCUAUUAUUCCUCAUCGGCAUCAUGGAUGUAGUCCCCACUUCAGCUGCCAAGUGGGUACAAGCCGCAUGCACAGUCAUCUACGCUUACGUCUACUUCGCCACUGUUGGCGCUAUGGCUUUCGCUGUACUUGGUGAGACAGCCUCGCUGAACCUCAAGGCCAAGACUAUGGUGCUUGCUACAGCUACACAGUCUGUCAUGGGUAUUGCGAUGAACUUUGCCAUUCCGUACAUGGUUAACCCUGAUGAAGGUAACCUGAAGGGUAAGGUUGGCUUCAUCUUUGGUGGCCUGGGCUUGAUCGGCUUUAUUUGGAGUUGGGUUUAUGUUCCGGAGCUCAAGGGCCGACGAUAUGAUGAGAUCGAUCACAUGUUCCAUAACAAGGUCAGCCCUCGACAGAUGGGAACUUAUAAGUUGUGA
Fusarium subglutinans is the source of this 1035-nucleotide messenger RNA. Its product is annotated as maltose permease. The record is from RefSeq and is a predicted model, not a curated record. The transcript is spliced from 2 exons. Lineage: Eukaryota; Fungi; Ascomycota; Sordariomycetes; Hypocreales; Nectriaceae. Gene Ontology annotation, biological process: carbohydrate transport; transmembrane transport. Gene Ontology annotation, cellular component: membrane. The coding region runs from base 1 to 1035 and encodes 344 amino acids. Gene Ontology annotation, molecular function: carbohydrate:proton symporter activity.